GGCGGCUGGUCUGAAUGGCUUCACCGGAUCUAUCCCCUCCACCAUCUCCACCCUCACCGCCCUCAAUGAAUUGCAGCUCAAUUUCAACAACAUCUCAGGGAGCAUCCCUGUCAGCAUCACGAGCCUCCUUAACCUGCAAGACCUGAGGCUCUCCUUCAACAAUCUCACCGGCGCCGUUCCUGCCAUCACUAGCUCAAACCUUGAUAUCUUAGACCUCUCCCACAAUCACCUCAGCACCCUGCCUACUUCCAUGAAUACGGGGGAAAUACAUUUAAGCCACAACGACUUCAGGGGAUCCAUGCCUGCCAGAUUGUCCGCCUAUGUCAUAGACCUCAGCUACAAUUCUCUUAGUGCAGGCUUGGAUGGGCUCUUAAGAACGCCCUUGACUGAAUAUAAUGAUUCAGUAGAGUUGUAUUUUGCAUCAUGCAAUUUCUCUGGCCCGUUUCCUUCCUACUCAGAUGUGCCAAUUUCUGGGCUCGACGUGUCUAACAACAGCUUCGCUGGACCGUUCCCCUCCACUCUCUUCAAACAGAUUGAAUGGGAUUCUCCUAAAACCAU
This is a messenger RNA of Closterium sp. Naga37s-1, 558 nucleotides long. The record is from the annotation of a GenBank genome assembly. NCBI's taxonomy places the organism in Eukaryota, Viridiplantae, Streptophyta, Zygnematophyceae, Desmidiales, Closteriaceae.